ACACACACACGCAGUCAGUAGUGCAAGGGAGAGGUGGGAAGGUGAUACUCAGCCGCUUUCACUCUCUCGUGUGGCCGUAUUUACCCCCAGACAACAUGGCACAUUGAUCUGACCGUCUCUCUUCACCCUCCAAGAUGUUCGCAAAGAUAAUCUCAGACGUGCUCAACAAGUUUUUGGGGAAGUACAUUGAGAAUCUUGACGGGUCCCAGCUGAAGAUUGGCGUGUGGGGGGGGGAUGUUGAGCUGCGGGACCUUGAUGUGAAGGAGAGUGCCCUUGACGAGCUUGAUCUUCCUGUCCGCCUGGUGUGUGGACACAUUGGACACUUAAAACUCAAGAUACCAUGGAAGAACUUGUUCAAUGAGCGGUGGGAGGCAGCAGUGGAAGGGGUGUAUGUGGUGGUGGUGCCUAAGACCUCCAUCCAGUACGAUGCACAGAAGGAGGAGAAGCUGCUGCAUGAGAGUAAGCUGGCUGCCCUGCAGCGAGUGGAGGAUGCCAGGCUCAAGCAGCAGGAAAUAGAAAAAGGAGAUCAAACAGCAAAUCAAGAUGGAUUCUUUGAGAAACUUUGCUCCCAGAUUAUCCGCAACAUUCAGAUUUUCAUUAAAGACAUCCAUAUAAGAUAUGAGGAUGGCCUGAGCUGUCAGAAUUCCCAGUUUGCUGCAGGCAUCACACUGUCCAAUCUAAGCAUUCAGAGCACAGGAGCAGAUUGGAUUCCACGCCUGGAUACAAGUAAACUGGUGUACAAGCUGAACACACUUGAUUGCCUUGGCAUUUACUGGAAUGCAGAUGCCAACUUGAUUGCACAGAAUGGCCAUGACAAAAGUGGAAUGAUCAAGUGCCUUAAAGAACUAGUAACUUCACAAGACUAUAUACCUCAGGGGAUGAAUUACAUUAUUGGGCCAAUCUGCUCAGCAGCCAAGCUACAGCUGAACCCAAAGCCAGAGCAGCCAGAUGAGAAUGGAAAGACCUUUUCAAUCCCCUUUGCCUCCCUUGAUUUUGUUAUGGAUGAACUUGCUGUGGGGCUCUCACGCCGACAGUAUUCUGGGGUCAUGGCACUUCUUGACUCAUUUGACAGACUCCAGUUAUCUUCCAAAUAUAGAAAAUACCGCCCUCAAGUUAGCAAGGUUACUGGAAAUGCAAAAGAUUGGUGGCAUUACGCUUACAAUUGCCAGCUGGAGAACAUCAGGCGUGUGCACCAAAACUGGUCUUGGGAGCACAUGAAGGAGCACCGUGCCAAGUGCCAGAAGUACAAGGUUGCCUACAAGGCAAAGCUGGAGAACAAGUUGAGUGGUGGCAUGUCCAAGGAUAUUGAAGGAUGUGAACGUGCUCUGGAUGUGAUCAAUAUCACUCUAAUCAGACGACAAGCAGAAAUGGAGGUGCAGAGAGAAGGCCGCCUGCGCAAACAGGAGAAGCAGAAGCGAGGAUGGUUUAGUGGCUGGUUCUUUGGAGGUGGAGAAGAGAGUGACACAAAGGACAAGGAGGAAGGAAACUUGGCAAUGAAACUUAAAUCAGCAAUGUCUGAUGAAGAGAAGCAGAAGCUCCAUGAAGCCAUAGGAUAUUCAGAGAGUGGCCCACCACCCAGCUAUCCUGAGAAAUUUGUCGACAUUCUUCUGAAAUUCCUUCUGAAGCAUUUGACUGUCACCAUCACUGAUGAAGACACAGGUGGAGCAUGUGUCAUGCAAUUGAAGUUGGAUGAAGUCAUUUCAGUUGUAGAGAACAGAUCAGGUGCCAAUGCUCUCAGAGUUGUGGCAAGUGUGCAGAGCUUCAUUGUGGAAGGCUACGCUUUAGAGGGAUCUGUGCCGAGAUUGGUGUCAUCUGAGAUUGCAACAAGUGGUGCUCCUCUGCUUGCCGUCAUGUUUGAGACCAACCCACUGGAUCAGAAGUGUGACCAGCGUGUGACAGUAACAGCACAGCCUCUGCAGAUCAUGUACCAUGCCCAGACUAUCAUCCAGAUCAGCGAUGUCUUCGCUCCACCAAAAGAUGUGUCUCUUCAACAGCUCCAGGCAGCAGCACUCAGCCAGCUGGAAGUGGUGAAGGAGAGGAGUGUGACAGGACUCCAGGCAGCCAUUGACAACCACAGCAUACUUGACCUUAAUGUUUCCUUUGCUGCUUCCCACAUCAUUGUUCCUGAAAAUGGGUCAUACUCUGAUGGCCUUGGGUCCUGGAUGAAGAGUAAGCCAAGGGCCAAGGACUCCCCAGCCCUCACCGAGCUGGUGUCGAGAGGACAUUCCCAGGAGGAGGUCAUGGAUAUCGUCAGGUCAUCUUCAUAUGACCACUUUAUAAUAGAACUUACAGACAUUCAGGCCCUUGUGUCCCUCACUGCAGAGGAUUGGAAGUCCACCCUGAGCAGUGGCAAGGCCUCUCCGCUUCACCUGUUGGAGCCCACCACCCUGCAUGUGGACUUGCUCAAGUGUCUCCUGACCAAUGACCCAAAUCUGGCCAAGGUCAAAAUAAACAUUUCUCUGCCCAGUGUGGUUUUGUCCAUUGCUGAUGAAAGGCUGCUGCAACUGGCCUACAUAAUUCACAGCAUUCCUAAAGGAGAAGGAGGCACUGAACCAGAGGAAAUCACAGACUUUGAUCAGAGUGACGACCUGAGCCAGAGUGUUGCCAAUGAGGAUGUUGCUCUGGUGCGUCUGGAGCAGACCAAGCUUAGCUCAGGAAAGGAGCAGAAGGACACACCACAGUUCACUAAUUUGGAACUUUGCUUCACUAUUGAUGAAAUCAGUCUUGAUCUGAAGAAGAAGCAUGGAGCAGGUUACCAGUCCUUGAUGAGAGGAGCUGCCUUGUCAGCCAGCAUUGACCUCACCCACCGCACCUUUGAUCUCUCAGUGUCCAUCAUCUUGGGAGGCAUCUUGGUUGAGAGUGGAAAUGACAGACUGCUGAGCACACCCCUUGCUGAGGGAGGAGACCAGGCCUUGAUGACUCUCAAAUUCAUUCAGGUUAACCGAAAGAGUCCAGAUUUCCAGACCAAGCACGCUUCCACAAAACAGCUGCUAUGCGUAGAAGUGACCCACCUCAAGGCCCACCUGGAGCAGUCUGCUAUCCUCACCAUACUCACUUUUGUGGAGCAGUUGACCUUCAAGCUAAACCAGCUGGCCCCAGAGCAAUCCCAGGCCUUGCUAGCUCCCACAACUGAUCCAGAUGUUGAAACAAUCACAAGCAAGAAGCAGCCAAAACACAAAACACUGGUUCCACAAAAAAGAACUGUUCCAGACAUCAUUGGCUUGAAGAUCAUUGCCAAGCUGGGAAAUGUCAGUCUGGUUAUUGGGCUUAAGUCCCGGCAAGUUGCAAAAGUGGAUGUCGCUGGUUUGAUUGUUAAUGUAACCAUGAAAGGUAAAGACACUUUCAUCACAUCACAGCUGAAGGACUUCACUGUGAUUGAUCCAAGCACAACAGCUUUACAUCCCAAGAUUGUAGAAAUAGUGGAAGCUGAAGCAUGGGAUGCCCAGGUGUCCCUGUAUGGGGAAGCCACUGAAGGGGAGCACUACUUAGACAUGGAGCGAGUGGACACCAGCAUUUCACUUUCCUUUGGCUGUGCCAGAAUUGUCUUCCUCAACAAGUUUGUAACUGAUGUGCUGAGUUGGAUUGACAAGUUCCAGGCUGCCAAGGCUGCUCUGGCAUCAGCAAGUGUGGCUGCAGCUGUGGCUGCCCAAGCAACUUUACAGGAAGCGUAUGACAAAUGUGCUCGCAUUAGUUUGUCCUUCACUCUCAAGGCUCCUCUGAUCCUGGUUCCUCAAGACUCCAACAGUCUCUCUGGUCUCUUGGUGGAUUUGGGACAGAUCACAAUCAAGAACAAAUUUGAGCUCGGAAAAGAACGCAAUGAACUGGGUUAUCCAGCCAUGUUUGAUAAGAUACAGCUGGAACUUAAUAAUAUCAAAUUGUCAAGAGUUGAGCUGAGCACUGAGGGAACCAUAGAGAGGGAAAACAAUCUCCUGGAGCCCAUUUCUCUCACAUUAAACAUCUGCCGUAACCUCACAAUCUCCUGGCUGAAGCAACAGCCUGAGGUGGACAUCCAGGCUAAUCUCAAGCCCAUCAAGAUAUCCAUUAGUGAUGAAGACUUCCAGGUAACACUGAGUGUAUUACAAGACAACCUGAAAGAAAAGAUAGACAUCUCAGCCCCUGAGGAACCCUUGCUUGCUGAUGCUGCUGCUGAACUUACCUCAUUUCUGUGUUUGAAGUCAAAUAUUGACUUCCAUUAUCUUCUUUAUGAAUCUGCUGCUAGAAUGGGAAAUGCAAUUGCUCAUCUAUUUCUCAGACACCAUGUUUGGACAAUGUUACAAAUGCCAAGGAAGUUCAAAACCAGCUCAAUUGAAAGUGCUAAAGAUAUUGACCGUGUCCUUGCUGAACACGGGCACAUAUUUACCAAAGUGAAGUUUUCCUUCACCAUUGACACAGUCACUGUCGCCCUCCUCACUAAGAGCAGCAAACUUUCUUCAAUAUCCAGUGAUACUCUGAUGAGUGGAGCAGAAACCACACCAGGUGCUUCUGUCUCCCCAGGAGACCACACAUCUUCUGGCUCUGCUAAAAGUGCUGAGGAGUCCUUGGAUGCUGCAUCACCUUGCACAUUUUCCUUGACUCCUGGGAGGUUACAGGAAGCACACAGAGUGAUAUCAGACUUGGAUUGUAGUGCAGAAACUCCCAAAGAGGCCUUGGCUGAGAUAGCUCUUGAUGUUGUGACUCUGAAGGGAGAGAUGAUGUCUGAUGGAACACUGGUGGCCAAUCUUGUCCUUUAUGACUGUAUCUUGCAGGACACAAGGCCAGGACAAAAGGGCGGCAUCACCAAGCUGAUGGAAAGGAAGGAGCAGAGUGGAUCCCGUGGGAUGCUGGACCUCACGUACCAGCAGGGGAGCACCAAUGACAUGUUCAUUGAUUUACGGAUCUCUGGCUUUGUUUUGGUAUUGCAUCUGCCAUAUUUGCUAAGAAUACAACGCUUCUUCACGGAUAACUUACCCAAGCAACCUGAGGCAGUUCCGCUGCAGUCCAAAACUAAAGAGAUUGUGAAAUCCAAGCAGGCUGAGAAAGCUGCUGAGGACAGCAAUGCCAAAGGCAUGAUGACGGUGCGCAUCAAGGUGGAGCAGCCGGACAUCGCCCUGGUGGAGGAUGUGUCUUCCAUCAACACAUCCUGUAUUAUCCUCCAUGCAGAGGCCAACAGUGACAUCAAGAUGGCUCCUCAGAACCAGAACAUCUCAGCCAGUGUUGCCAACAUCCAGAUGUACACCUGCUGCUUCAAUCCCGAGAGCAGACAGAAGACACUGUCACAGAUAUUGGAUCGGUGUGAUGUGACCCUUCGAUACUCUAUCACACCAACACAGGCUGAGAGUAUUGAUGUCAGGUUGAGUCAAGUAAGCAUCCGCGUGUCUCCAGUAAGCAUAGAGCUUCUGAGCAGUAUUGCCACAACACUGGCCAGUGCAGAGAAGGCUGAUGUGGAGGGAACUGAGGAGAUCAAGGAUUGGUCUGGUCUCUGGAACGUCAGGCCAAUCACCAAAGGAGAUUUCUCGAUCCUGGAUGUUGAAGAGGGAGAAGAAGCCAUCAUGUCUGAGUCCUAUGAGGUAGCGAAGCCACAGCAAGUGCAUGCUGAUGGUGGAGGAGCUGAUGUGGUACUGGAGUGUGUGUUGCUGACCUUGGAGACUGGAUCUGCUACCUCAACCAUCCCACUCAUCAAACUGCAGACCAGCAUCCACACCUGCAUCACAGGCUUCCAUGCCAAGAAGCUGACUAUCAAGGGAGAACUGAAUCUUGAGAUUGCCUCCUUCAAUCCUCGCCUGGCCGUUUGGGAGCCACUGCUGGAGCCCGUGGAGCAGCCAGACAACUUUGGCGCCCCAGACCAUAAGCCUUGGGCACUCAAGUUUGAGGUGAUUCAGGAUCAGUCUGGUGCAGGGGACACCAAGAGCCCCUCCAUAGCAUCACCUGUGGGGUCACCUGAUGUGGAGGAAGUAGACUUUGAAGAGUGUCACUUUCCAGAUCCUGUUUGCACCAUCUCACUGACAGCUAAGGAUCCCAUGGAGCUGACUGUCACCAAGACCUUUAUGGAGGUGGUGGCCAUCCUGUCUGAGGCAUUCUCUGAUGCCUAUGGGAGGAAGGUGAUGGACUCAAAGACACCGUGUGCACCUUACCGCAUUGCCAACUAUACAGGGAUGCACAUCAGUGUGGAGGUGGCUCAGUCAGGCUUCAAGGUUGCAAGUGAGGGAGGAGAGAAUGUAGAGCAGGUGACAGUGGAGUCUGGUGCUCAGGUUGACCUACAUGAGGUGAAGGUGGUGACACCCAAGCACAAGAGAGUGGCAUCCCUAGUGACUGACUGCCAGAGCAUCCAGGACCGCAGGAUUGUACUUAAGAUCCCUCGUCUUGACUGCAGUUGCGUUAUUCCAGUGGCUCGUGCUGAUAAAAGGUAUUUUGAAGUGGAGCACAAAAAUUCUGGCGAGAAAUGGGGGAUAGUGACCAGUAUUUCAAUGGAAAAUGGCUGCAAAGUCAUCACACUCAGUUCCUGUGUGGAGGUCAUCAACCACCUGGAUGUGCCAGUGGAAGUGUACUACAUGACAGAGCGAGGCAAUGAGGUGGAGGCCGUGGUGAGUCUUGGCCAGAAAGAAAGCGCUCUGCUGCCGCUGCAUGCUGCCUACAGCCCCACAGCAGAACUCUUCUUCUGUGUGGAAGGACACAAUGUGUGCAUCCUGCCAUUUGUGUGGAGAAUUCUGCAGAACAAUCCUGACUAUGAGAUGAAGCUCAGCUGUCCACCAAAAGAUGUCAAGGAAAUCCAUGGCACUCCCUUCCUCAUGUUUGCAUCAGGCGAAGUGGAGCAGAUCCUGUGGGAGAACACCUCUCGCCGCACCAUGAAGAGCACCCUGUACAAGAUACACCUCCACCCCUGCCUGGUGCUGCACAACCUGCUGCCAGUGCCCAUCUCCCUGGAGCCACCUGGCACCAUGACCACUAGAGUCAUCAUGCCUGGGGCCUCACUCAACCUGACAAAAGCUCAGUUGGGCAGCAUGUAUUUAGAACUUGUGCUGAUGGAUUACCUGUCUCGUGACUGGAUAUGUGGCAAGCCCUUGGAGAGCAGUCCCCCUGAGCUCAGUGUGUGGACAUUCAAGUCUCGGGGAGACAUAAUGGGUGGCCCCCUGGACCUGGAUCUGGGAAUGCUAGCGGUCAAGAACAAACAAAUGCUGUCUCUUAGUCUUUACUGUCCUUUCUGGAUGAUAAACAAGACAGGACUCAUGCUCACAUACAGGAAGUCUCGUAAAGUUGAGAGAUCAUCCUCAACAUCAUCUUCAGACUCCCAGAGUAGUCCCGUCAAGCGUUGGGCAUCAACACUUUCUGUAAACUCCCUGUCACCCAGCACUGGUGGGCUGGGUGACACUCGGAACAACAUUGUGGUGCAUGAAGAAGUCAACAAUGAGGCCAUUCUAUUCUCCUUCAAGUCAAAGGCAUUUUUUGGAAAGAAAAAGGCAACUGUCAAGGUGGAGGACAGUGACUGGUCUGACAAGUUCUCCCUAGAUGUUGUUGGGAGCUCCGGCUCAGUACUGUGCAAGGCAUCCAACAGGAACUACCAGGUUGGUGUUGACAUUCAGCUGAGCAACUCUGGCCUCACCAAGAUAGUGGUGUUUUCACCCUUCUACUCAAUCCUCAACAAGGCUUCCUAUGAUAUUGAGGUUUCUGAGGUGGAUGUUCCUCAAGCAGAAUGGUUCACUGUCCUUGCUGGUGAAUGCAUUGGGUGGUGGCCAAUGGGCUCCAACAGGCAGGUUUAUGUGCGGGUGAGAGGCACACCAGACACCACUGCUGCCUUCCCGUAUGACCGCCCACUCUCUACAGUCCUUGCACUGCCCAACAUGUAUGGUGGUAUACUAGGAGAAGUGAACAUAAAGGAAAGUGGAGUGGUGGUGCAGUUUGAUCAGUACUACGAGGGAGCAGCCCCGGCACUCUUCAUCAACCACCUGAGGAAUACCAGCAUCGCUCUGUGGCAGCAGGAACAUGAUGAAAGUGUCAUUGUGUUGGAUCCUAUGAGUGUGGUACAUUUCACCUGGAAGGAACCUGGAGGCACUCUGGCAGUGUGUGGCUCUUUUGGGGACAACAAGCCAGUCACCCUAACCUUGGAAAAGGAUGACCAAGGUGGGACAGCUGAUGGGUCUGUCUUCUGGGCUGUGUUCCUUCAGAAUCAGCAGAGAUGUGUACUAUUUAUUGAUGACAUUAACAUCACCUCUGCUGCUUUGAAUGCUCCUAUGCUGGAGCGAUUCCAACAAGAAAUGACACUCUCACUCAACAGCAUUGGAGUUUCACUAGUGGAUGAUAAUAACAGGAAAGAGGUUGCCUAUAUCAGCCUUGCCAGCUCUGGAGUGGUGUGGGAACACUGUAAGGAGAAAGGCAGGAAACACAGGCCUUUCACUCAGUCACAGACAGAGCUGCUAGAAAAGUGUUAUCAGCUAUACCAAGCUCAAGUAAAAGCUUUGCCAGAUGCUUCAAGUGUUUGUAGCCACUUUGUGUGUGCUCGCAAUCUGGAGGUGGACUAUGCCAAGAUGAUGGUGUCAAAGCCAUUCAAAAGAAAAAUUCGGCGCACCUUCCAGCCAGGUGUCUGGUUACAGUUCAGCCAGUCAACCCACCAGCGGCGGAUCCAUCUCAAGGUGAACAAUCUACAGGUGGACAACCAGGCAUGUGACGUAAUGUUCCCUGUUGUCCUGGCACGAGUGCCUACACCACGCAGUGUGCUUGCUGAUACAGUUGCCAAACCAUUCUGUGAAGUCAGUGUUGCUCAGAAGAUGAUUUCACCAAUGCUGACGCAGUUCAGAUACCUGGCAUUCCUCAUUCAAGAGUUCCAUGUUAAGGUGGAGCUGCCAUUUGUCUAUGCCGUCAUGGAAGUACUUCUCCCAACCAGAGAAGUGUCUACAGAUCUCUAUUCUGUUGAAAAAUAUGAAAAAGACGAAAAGAUAGUGCAUGGAACUUUAACAUCCAUGGUGAAGAGCCAUGCCAGUGAAGGGAGAAAAGACUACUUUGACACACUGCACCUCUCACCAAUCAAGAUGCACCUGAGCUUCUCCCUGUCAGCAGCAGAUGCAGGAUCAACAGCACCUGUGGGUAGCCAAGUGAUCCAUCUCUUCCUGCAGAGUGUGGGAGUCACCCUCACAGAAGUCCAAGAUGUUGUCUUCAGGCUUGCCUAUAUGGAGCGUCAGAACCAGUGGAUGAGCUGGAAUCAGUUGGUGCAGGAGAUGGUGGCCCACUACCAGGGCCAGGUGGUGAAGCAGCUGUAUGUGCUGGUUCUUGGUCUGGAUGUUAUUGGUAAUCCAUUUGGCCUUGUGGUGGGACUGACCAAGGGUGUGGAGGAUCUCUUUUAUGAGCCUUUUCAGGGAGCAAUUGAGGGUCCAGGAGAGUUUGCUGAGGGCAUGAUGUAUGGCGUGACCAGCUUCAUGGGCAAGACUGUUGGCGGGGCAGCUGGGGCCGUGUCUCGCAUCACAGGAACAAUUGGGAAAGGAGUGGCAGCUUUAACACUAGAUGAUGAGUACCAGAAGAGACGCAGGGAAGCCAUGCACCGCAAACCUGCUGAUGGCAUAGAGACUUUGGCCAGAGGAGGGAAAGGGAUUGUCACUGGAGUGGUUGAUGGAGUGACUGGAGUUUUCCUGAAGCCAAUCGAUGGUGCCCGAGAAGAGGGUGUAGAGGGUUUCUUCAAGGGUAUGGGCAAGGGUGUUGUGGGGCUGGUGACUCGCCCAGCCUCAGGAGUCAUUGACUUUGCCAGUGGCUCCUUUGAUGCUGUCAUGAGAGCAACAGACUCAACUGAAGAGAUAGUACGGCAGCGACCUGCCAGAUUCAUUGCAGCAGAUGGUGUGAUUCGUCCCUACGUACAACACUUUGCUCAAGGUGCCAAGAUGCUUCAGGAACUUGAGAAAGGACGUUACGCCAAGACAGAUGUGUAUGUGGCACACGCCAAUAUCACCUCCAGCAAGUCUGUGCUUUUGGCAACAAACAAAAGAGUGAUGCAGAUUUCCCGCAAUGACAUCCUGGGACACCUCAAGGUUGAGUGGGUUCACAGUUUUGAUGAGAUGUCUGAGCCUCCCAUACUUACUCCCAGUGGCCUGCGUCUGACUGUGAAGCAGGAAAAGAAACGCGUUCUUGGCGUGUUUGGCAGUGGAAACAGUACUAAAGUAGUGCCAAUAAGCUCUGAACAACAAGCACAUGUAAGUCAGCAACAUGCACGAGUGCCUGCUGAUCAAAUGCAUGAAAGGAGUCCCAGUAGCACUUUGCUUGGCGCACCACAGCACAGUAGUAAACCCCCUAGAAAAAACCCUACUCCUAAGAAAAGCAUUUUUGGUGUUGUUGGGUCAAUAGGAAUUACCUUUGGCAAGAUUGGUAAAGACAUUACUGAAGGAGUGGCAAAAACUGUCACAUUAAAACCAGCAACCAGUAAUUUGAGUAGAGUGGGAACUAACAUAGCAUCUGGUAACAUGAGUUAUAACAAAAGUUCCAGACAGAGUUAUGAAGCAGCGAGCACACCAGUAGAACCCUCUGGCGUGAGCACUGCAUGCUAUCCUAGCACCAUACCAAUGGAGCCUACCACAUUUUAUGUCCAGGUGCCAUUUGAAGAUUCAACGAUGCAGUGGUUCCUGUCAUCAUUGAGCAGCGCUUACCUCAAGCAUGAGCAGUAGUCACCAACAAUGCCAAAGAAAACUUUCAAGCCUACCAGGAUUACUAUGUUUUGUUUGAUACACUACUUGACUUAAUUACAGUAAGUUAAUGCAAUGCAGACUUGAACUUAGCAUGCAGGCACUCAUAUUUCCAGAUUGGGACCAUUGUUUUGUAUGUAUAUUUUGUAUGAGCUUUCACCGUAUAUGCAUAGUAUUUGUUGAUUUUAUACCAAAGUUUUAUGUGAAACAUACCUCACCUCAGCAGGGAGAUAGGUACAGUCUUUCUUUGAUGAGCUAUUGUUCAUGAGGUACUGUGAUGCACACUGGAGAGAUGUACAAAUUUCUAGUUGAAGAAAGAGGGGAAAUGGAAAGAAAAUUGGAUUAUUACUCAUGAGAUCUGAGGUUUACUUCUUCUUUCAUCCAGUGUAAUUAUAUUGUUUGAUAUUUUCAUAAUGUACUGUAUGCUGUACAGUAAACUGAGGAGGUACAGUGAUAAAUAUAAAAGUUUUUUAUAGUAAAAAUACUAUACUUAGAUUUUCAUACAAUUUUUUACUUAAAAGCCUUUAUGGAUAUAUGAUACAGAUAUAUGUACUAAUGAAUGUAUAAUAUACUGAUGUAUUGCUAGGAAAGAUUUUUAUCACUAAAUCAUCAUAAUAGAAAAGAACACAGAGUGUUUCUAUAAAUUAUGAAGUUUAUAAUGUUAUCAGAGAAUUUUGAAAAGUUUCCCAUUUUAGGUUACACUGUGUUAUUUUAAAACUUUGAUGAUUUUCAUAUUUAAUUAUCUAUUAGUUUUAUUGGGGGACAAUAUUUUCUUUAGAAUGUACAAAACUAUCAUAGAAUUGUUUUCCUUGCUUGCAAACUAAAGUUUGAACUCUUUAAUUCAUCAUUUACAUAUCUGACUUGGGUAUUAUCAUGAAUUCAUGGUGUUUCAGUACUUGAAAGCUGGGGUUCACUUGUAAACUUGUAUUAUGCACAUCAUUGCCAGAAGCCUUCAUACCUGCCGUCCUUCAUAAGAUAUGAUGUAGUUAGAUGAAUAUUUGCAGACAUUUUUUGAACAUUCUUGCUUUCAUACUUACAUGCAACCAGUACACUAUAACAGCUUGCCACAAACUGUAUUGUAAAGCAUACAUUUGAAGUACACUAAGCUUGGCUAGGUUCAUUAAGCAGUAGCAAGUAGAAGGCAUUUAUUCUCCUCCUAGUGUAUAUGGUGAUCUGCAUCAGUAGUGAGAACAGGAAUGCAUACAUCAUUGUAUGGUGAUUAGGUUGCAUCCUGGAACCACCAUGGGGCUGACAAUUUGAAUUAUCACCUCGGGAAUUGCCUACACAGUUCAUUUGGGAUGUAUUGCUAUUAAUCAUUUUGAAUUUCAUGAUCACUGUCACUAUACAUACACCAAAAGCAUACUUACUAUUCCUAGUCUUAGAUGAUGAAGUAAAAGCCCUAUUAGUAAACCUAUCUGAUGAGUGAAUGAUAUUAAAAAUGUGUGUGUAAACAGUAUCCAAAACAGCUCAGGCUUCUUUGUUCACCAGUCAUAACAGACCUGUCAGUCAUAUUUUGUAUGAUUGGACACUGUAAGUAGCAUUGUGGAGUAAUCUUAGAUAUAUAACCAGCUAAGCCUACAUGGUGCAUGAGAAGGCAGUGGUAGUGAUAGGCAGCUGGCAAAAAUGUUUGCUGAGAAAUUGAGAUGUUUUGCUUUUUGCCUUUUUUCAUAACUAAAGGAAAGUUUGUUGAAUAUAGAUUAAUAAACAGUAUAUUUGUAGCUAGUUCAUUUCCAGAUCAGUGUCUCAUAAACUGAAAUGGUGCUUUUGUAGAGAAAAAACAGUUGACAUUGAGCUGCAUGAAUCUUUUAGCAUUCAACUUUCAGGCAUUCAUAUUAAAUUUCUCUAUUUAGAAUAGCAUUGUGCUUGAUGAGUAAUUCUCACAGAGGUAUAUCAACAUAAUUUGUAAAUGUGCUUUACUUCAGGUCUUCCAUGUUUAGUUCUGCUAUCUCUCUGAUUCCUUGCUUGCUAUAUGAGUGUCUUCCAAGGGGGGUGGCCUUAGGAGCAGAGCCAGCACCCCUUCCUAUCUACACACAGUCCUCUUGCUUGUUCAAGCCUUCUUUUUCUAGUAACCUCUCAUUCAUACUUGUAUGAACUCCUUUAUCCUAUCCCUCUGUCUUUCAAGUGCCAUCCCAUCCUGUCAGGAUCCUUGAUGUCACUCAUGUAGACUCUCUCUCUCUCUCUCUCUCUCUCUCUCUCUCUCUCUCUCUCUCUCUCUCUCUCUCUCUCUCUCUCUCUCUCUCUCUCUCUCUCUCUCUCUCUCUCUCUCUCUCUCUCUCUCUCUCUCUCUCUCUCUCUCUCUCUCUCCACAAUCUCCUCACUUUUCAUCCUCUCAUUAUGGCCAAGCUGCCUCAAUUCUUAACAGAUUUACAUAUUACACUGUCUACUUGCAUCUCCCAUAUAUGCUAAGUUGAUACUUAAUGUGAAUUGAUGUAAAUGUUUCUGAGUAAAUUGUAAAUAAAGAUAUAUUAUUCAUGAGUGAUUGUGUAUUGUGAAGGUAAAUUUCUGAGACCAAAAGCUCAUCUGGUGCAAACAAUUCACCUCCCACAGCUAACCAAAUUUAUUAUUCCCCUUAGACAUCCAUGAGCACUGCAUUAUUCCUGUGAAUGAGAGGAUAAGCACAAUAAUGGGUCAUCAUAGUAUGAUGCAACUACUAUACAGUCUUUUUAUACAAACAAAAUUGGUUCACUUACCACCAAAGCCAGAGACUAAAGGCUUGUGUUCAGUAAAUAAUGGUAGUAUAAAGUGCACAGUGGGAGCUUGUUGUGCCACUGCUGACUACCAGACAUGUCACUGCAUACUAUUUAACAAAAUCUUUCUAAAUGUCCCAUCUCUCUCCAACUUUAUCUCAUAUUCAAUUCACAUCUAUGUUCUACACCCAAGCUAAGCACUUUCUCCUAACAUUUCUUUUGCUCUUUGAGUCCUGACCCUUCCCCCAUCCCUCUCUUUUUUUUUUCUUCACCAGUAGUGCCAUAUGAUCACUGUAGUCUGGCACACACUUGUUCUUUAAUACAUUUCAAUUAAUCAGAUAUAGAAUGCUUUGAAAAUACAUAGAUAUCUAAAGUGAAAAAUCAGUAAGCCCUUCAUUCCCCCAGUAACCAUUACAGCUCUACUCUAUCCCACCCCAACAAGUGCCUUGGAAGAUCAGUUGGUACCACUGAAGGCUUAUAACAUUGAGAUUAGUGACAGGAAGGAAUUAUUACAGGAAGGCAAGUGUGAGAUCAAUUUUAGUAAAGAUAAAGGUGAAGUAAAUUUAAUCUUAAGUCCUAUUUCAUUGUCAUAGGAAUGUUGUUUUGGAAACAGAAAAGGUUUGCAUGUGUGAGGAAGACAUUGCAUUGUGGUUGUGGUUGCAUCCCUGUUCAUCAUCCCACCAACCAAAUGGACCAGAUAUUUUUGUGAUCUUGCAUUACUAACUCAAUCAACUACUUAAUUCAAAUAAUUGAAGCACACAUUUGCUCAGUAAUGUAUAUGAUAACUUACAUUAUGACUGUAGCAUUACUAACUCAGUCAUCCACUUAAUUCAAAUAAUUGAUGCCACACAUUUGCUCAGUUAUGUAUAUGAUAACUUACAUUAUAACCAUAUUCAUUUGAAUAAGUGUGAAGAUGUAUAUACAUUGUUCAUAUUUAUCCAGAUAUGUUCAUGGUAAAGCAUCCAUUACUAUGAGAAUACAAAUAUAUGAUAAUAUAUGUCAAAACAUAUUAUUUGAUGAUAUGGUAUGUUUUCCCCAUUAAUGGUUAUUCAGUACUUCUUGUUUUAACUUUUCUUGGCCUGAAAAUACCACAGUAUGAUCCACACUUCAUAUAUUAUACUCAGCAAGGUAGAAUCCAGUCAAAGGUUACGAACUCUUGAAUCAAAGCAAAGUUGAUCAUGACAAAAUCACAACCUAAAAACUUUUAAAUUUUCAGUGAAGAAUAAUAUUGUACAUAUUCUUUUGAUGCAGAUUUUUACAGUUGAAAAGGAACCUGUUUUGAAUAGAAUGUUUAACUUUUUAGUGUGCAAUCUUGAAGCAAGAUUCUUUCUUGCAUGAGGUUCAUCAGCUUUUGUGGCAGGCUUCAUUAUAUUCUGCAGUUUACAGUAGGUAGGCUGCUUGUGUGCUUAAUUAAUGCUUUGGGUUAUGUCAGAUCAAGCUGUGGAGGGAACCUGCCAUGUCUGAGUGUGUCUUGUACUGAUAAAGAAAGUCAUGGUUAGUGUGUUACAGUACUAUUACCUUAACUGCCUUCUUACGCCAACACAAACCAUCAAGGACAUUACCAUGCAUGCCACAUUAUGUUUGAUCCUAUUUCAUAUCUUGUUCCUCACUGUCAUCAUUCUAUUCACCCAGUUGCUUCCAUUUCCUAACCACAAGUAUACUUAGGUCUGGUCUUAUGCUGUAGUGCUGAGAGGUGUUCAAGCAGUGAUCUCCACAGUGUCUGAUCCUUGUGCAAGACACGAGGACAUGCAUGUGUCGUUUAAAACUUUUGAGAGUGGUUGGAAGCUUCGUAUGUGCAUCAAGCAGGUUAUACUUAUUGAGCUUACCAUCAUGCAGUUACCAAAGAUAGUCUAGCCACAAGAAAUAGGAUAGCUAAUGCUCUCUUUUUAUACUGUAAGAUUUCUGAAGUGAAUGCUUGAUAUUUGUUAACCCUAUCAAAUUCCUAGAUUCUCAACAUUCAUGUAAGGUAUUGGAAUUUUUUUAUUGUAUAUUAUGAAUUAUGUAAAUUUACCUUUUGAAGCACAUGUACCUAUAUUUAUGUUCAUAAAAGAAAAUGUUGAGAUAUUAAAAAAAAUAUUGAUUAUAAAGUAAAUGAGUUCAAUGUUGUAUUUGUUUCAAGUUUGAUGUCUUGACUUUAUCUACUUGUGCUGCUCAGUCUUUUACUUCUGUAUAUGUAUUUGAGGAAAACAGCAGAGUACAUUCUGUACUUAAAUAUUUUCAUAUCCAGGUGCAGCCAUCAGCUUGUGAUGGUGAGCACAGGGGACUGUGGAUCUCAUGGAGAAAGUAUGAGGUGCAUCAGGCUGUGGCUUUUUGAGCAGCAUAUUUAUCAGUGCUCUACAGUUUAGUAUUGCAGCCAUGUAUGUAUCCAGUGAUGUAUCUGCAGUCAUCAACCUGUUUAGGGGAAGCCCAACCCAUCAAGCCUCACAGCAAUGCUUAAGGCUUGCACAUUCACUGAAUCCCCUAAGGCAAAGAUCUUCCUGCAACUGUCAACUAAACAAUUAUCUAUUAAUUAAUUUGCAGAACUUAUUAAGAAUGCAGGACUGUAUUUUACAAACAAAAGUUAAGUUCUUGUGCCCACAAAAAAAAAAAAAAAUAUAUAUAUAUAUAUAUAUAUAUAUAUAUAUAUAUAUAUAUAUAUAUAUAUAUAUAUAUAUAUAUAUAUAUAUAUAUAUAUAUAUAUAUAUAUAUAUAUAUAUAUAUAUAUAUAUAUAUAUAUAUAUAUAUAUAUAUAUAUAUAUUCAAUGGUAUUGGAGUGAUGAUAAUUGCUGUAGCAUUCUGCCUCCACUAUGUUCGUGAGUUAUGAAGCCAUUUCCUACUGAAGAACUUGAAUCACACUUUCAUGAAUGCAUUCCCAAGACACCUAAGGAAUCCCUGCCCAUUGCCCUCCAACGUUUUGCACUGUCCCAGAACCUGUUGUUUAUUGACUGCAGAUUUGCUCUCUGUCUACUGUUUGUAUUAUCCUGAGGUUGAAAUAUACUAGUAUGCAUUAUAGAUAAAAUGAAGUAUAGCCAAGCAUUGGCUUUUUCUACCUGUAAUUUGUUUAUGGCAUAUUAAAGAGCACAAGCUGA
Scylla paramamosain (green mud crab) is the source of this 16389-nucleotide messenger RNA. RefSeq names its product intermembrane lipid transfer protein Vps13-like (gene Vps13). The transcript has 70 exons. The record is from RefSeq and is a predicted model, not a curated record. Lineage: Eukaryota; Metazoa; Arthropoda; Malacostraca; Decapoda; Portunidae. The coding region runs from base 135 to 10616 and encodes 3493 amino acids. Gene Ontology annotation, cellular component: extrinsic component of membrane. Gene Ontology annotation, biological process: protein retention in Golgi apparatus; protein targeting to vacuole.